GCAAUGUCAGCUCACCGAGUGGCAGUGUCACUGCCAAGAAUCGGCGUCACAAUUGGUCACGCACCACAAAAGCUGAAAACCGGAGGAAUUGAGCCAAGCCGUCGUGCUCGUCUCGAAGUGCUCCGUCGCAUCGUCACCCGAACUGUCCGUGAGGAACGCGCCGAGCUGAAAUGGAACCGCGCCGUCGAGGCCAGGCCAUAUUUGGAGAGGCUAAUUCAAUUGGGUGUCGAAAGAGGACCACUUGACGAGUAUACAGCCGAAAUGAUGGAAUGGUGGCUGCCUGAGAAGGAUUUAAUUACGAAAAUGCAUGAAGUAAUUGUUCCACGAUUCCAAGACCGCGAUUCUCCAUUCACAUCACUAUUCCGACUUCCACCACAACGUCUUCAACAAUUUAUCCAGAAUAAGCGAGAAGUCUGGAAGCGAUACGAUAUCGGAGUUCUGGAAAUCGACGGAAAUCCAUUUCCACAAAUACAAGCAGACCGCGUAGAUCAAUCUGAAUCAAUUCUUGAUGUUCUUCUAGCUGACGCCCUUCGGAAUCACCAGAAGAAUCUUCAGGAAAAGCUGGAUACUCCGAAGAAAUCUCAAUGAAUUUUUAUUAUUUUUUUUGUUUUUGUUUCGCUAGAAUCCUAGAAUUUUUGUUUCUUUAUAUAUUAAACUUUG
Messenger RNA from Caenorhabditis elegans, 660 nucleotides. RefSeq names its product Large ribosomal subunit protein bL17m (gene mrpl-17). Bases 4 to 588 code for a protein of 194 amino acids. Gene Ontology annotation, molecular function: structural constituent of ribosome. Gene Ontology annotation, biological process: translation. NCBI's taxonomy places the organism in Eukaryota, Metazoa, Nematoda, Chromadorea, Rhabditida, Rhabditidae. The record is from RefSeq and is marked reviewed. The transcript is spliced from 3 exons. Gene Ontology annotation, cellular component: ribosome.